Messenger RNA from Striga asiatica, 1303 nucleotides. Lineage: Eukaryota; Viridiplantae; Streptophyta; Magnoliopsida; Lamiales; Orobanchaceae. The record is from the annotation of a GenBank genome assembly.
AUGGAAGCUUUCUGCCCACUUCUGGUCCGGGUAAACAAGCGAAAGCCAUGGCAUGGUGUCAAUUUUGUAAUUGCACAUGACGGAUUUACUCUAUAUGACCUUGUGUCUUACAAUUUUAAGCACAAUGAUGCUAAUGGUGAAGGUGGAAAUGAUGGAAGCAACGACAAUUCUAGCUGGAACUGUGGCUUCGAAGGGGAAACAGAAGACACGUUUGUAGAGCUAGCUCUAUGUCGCAGUGUAAUCGGGCUCUUAAGUCGUUUCUACAACGUUUAUCUACGCAUGCGGCAAAUGAAGAACUUCCACGUGGCGCUGAUGAUAUCCCAGGGAACUCCAAUGAUGCUAAUGGGGGAUGAAUAUGGUCAUACCCGAUAUGGAAAUAAUAACAGCUAUGGGCAUGAUAAUGCUCUAAAUCAUUUUCAGUGGGGACAACUAAAAGACAUGAAGAAAGAUCUGGUUAGGUUUUUCUCAGAGAUGAUUAAAUUUAGAAGUGGUCAUCAUGUCUUUACAAGAGAAGAUUUCAUUGGCAAGAAAGAGGUGACAUGGCACGAGGACAAAUGGGAAAACCGCGAGAGUAAAUUCCUCGCAUUUACGCUUCAUGAAGAGAAUGGAGAUGAUCUAUAUGUGGCAUUCAAUGCACAUGACUACUUUGUGAAAACUGUUAUACCUUCACCACCGCAGAGAAAACGGUGGUUCCGAGUGGUGAGUUGCUAAACUCAACUUUGCCUAUCUUUCUAAUUUCACACCACAAAGAAAUCAUGCAUUAUAUGCUUUCUAAUUUAUGCUUAUUCUUCUUUCUCUCUCUCUCUCUAUCGUGUGUGUGUGUGUGUGUGCACGCAUUUGAACUGCAUGACCAAAUAAAGCAUCUCUUAUAAUCCUCCAUCCCACAAAUAUAGACCUAUAGCUGUUUGACUUCCACGCUUAUGAAAAAUACUAUGGAAGAGCACGAUACCAGGUUUAUGAAAAAUAUGUUUAUAGAAAGCACUUUUCUUGGCUAAUUUUGCGAUGUCUCUCAAUCGUCAAUUAGGUCUCUCAAUUGCCGACAAUAUGCCAACGAAGGCACCAGCUAGCUUUCUGGGGAGUCUAGACGGCCAGAAAAACUAAAUAUUUCUCCAAUAUAUUUCUGACGAUCAAGAGACAACAUAAAAUUCUUUAAAAAAAUAUGCAUGUAUGUUUAUAAAAAUUCAACGACGAGAUAUGUGGUAGCAUUCAAACUUUAACAUGUUUUGGACGAAACUUUUUAGAAACUUUAAACACGAUUUUAACAAACUCCGAGGUAUUAUAUGAUGAAAUUAAAAAUAUUGUU